AUGGAUUUUGUUGUGGGGUUACCGAGGUCGAUACAUAACCAUGAGAUAGUGUGGGUGAUAGUGGACCGAUUGACUAAAUCAGCUCAUUUUCUACCCAUUCGAGCUACUGAUACUGUAAAGGAAUUGUGUAAGAUCUACAUUAGAGACAUAGUUAAGCUUCAUGGAGUGCCGGUGUCUAUUGUCUCAGAUCGUGAUCCUCGUUUUUCAUCUCGAUUUUGGAGUAGUUUCCAAGCAGCUUUUGGUAUUCCUUUGAGUUUGAGUACUGCUUUUCAUCCUCAGACCGAUGGCCAGUCCGAGAGGGUCAUUCAGGUGUUGGAGGAUAUGCUUCGUGCUUGUGUGCUAGAUUUUCGGGGCAGUUGGGAGGAUCACAUUCCAUUGUUUUUGGGGCCAGAGUUGGUGCAAGAGACUACGGAGAAGGUUGCCAUCAUUCGAGAUCGACUUCGCACAGCUCAGAGUCGACAGAAGAGCUAUGCAGAUCGACGCCGUCAUGCUUUGGAGUUUAGUAUGGAGAGGAUUGGGGAGGUGGCGUAUAGAUUAGCUUUACCACCCAGACUAUCUACUGUUCAUGAUGUUUUCCAUGUCUCCAUGUUGAGGAGGUGCUUGAGGGAUGAAACUCAGGCCAUUGACUGCACAGAGGUCCAGAUUCGUCCUAAUGCAACCUAUGUUGAGAUGCCUGUUCGCAUUGUUGACAGUAUGGUGAAACAGUUGAGGCGGGCAGAGAUACCUUUGGUGAAGGUGCAGUGGAAUCAUCAGGACGAGAGAGAGGCUACUUGGGAGCUAGAGUCAGAAAUGAAGGAAAAGUACCCACAACUCUUCGAAUAA
Messenger RNA from Cornus florida, 822 nucleotides. RefSeq lists its product as uncharacterized. Gene Ontology annotation, biological process: DNA integration. Bases 1 to 822 code for a protein of 273 amino acids. Gene Ontology annotation, molecular function: nucleic acid binding. Lineage: Eukaryota; Viridiplantae; Streptophyta; Magnoliopsida; Cornales; Cornaceae. The record is from RefSeq and is a predicted model, not a curated record. The transcript has 3 exons.